AUGAGGGGACAGCUUUUGAGAUCGCUCCACUCUUUGGUCUUCACUUUCUUGUGUCUGGGGAGCCUGCUGACCACUCUCACCUGGCACAUGUUCGACAACAAUGAUGACAAACCUUACAGACUGCCUCCUCACAAGAAAAGCCCUUCUGAGCUCUGUAAAGGCUGCAAGAAGGUCAUCAACAAAGUAAAAGAGCGUUACUCUCAAAACUGGAAGAAGCAGGAGGACAAUUAUUCAGAGUUCAGAUCUGAGCUGAGCAGCAAGUGCAAUGGAUCUGACAAGGCCAUCAUUACCCAGGCCAACACUCCAGUGGGAUCCAAGAUUGUGUACGACGGAGCAAGGAAGAGGAGCCUCCAGGUGACCCCGGAGAUUUUCAGCAAUUUCCCAAAGAGGCAUCCGUUUCAAAAUAAAACAUGGGACACGUGUGCUGUUGUUGGGAACGGAGGGAUCCUGACCGACAGCGACUGUGGAAAGAUGAUCGAUUCAGCUCAGUUUGUUAUCAGGUGUAACCUUCCUCCUUUGGAAGACGACUAUGUGAAAGAUGUGGGCACCAAGACUGACCUCGUGACAGCAAACCUUAGCAUCCUCAAAUAUAAGUACAGGGCUCUUAUGGGACGUCGCCGUCUGUUUGUGGAGAGUCUGAGAAGAUAUGGUGACUCCCUGCUUCUCCUUUCUGCCUUCACUUCUGAGUGCCAGCGGGCUGUCUACAGUAUUGAGGACUUUAAAAGUCCCAUCCGGCCUGUCUUCUUAAACCCUGACUAUCUCCAUAAACUGUCCGUCUUCUGGCGCUCCCAAGGCAUAAAAGCAGCACGGCUCAGCACCGGCAUAAUGAUGACCAGCCUGGCACUGGAACUCUGUGCUAACGUGCAUCUCUACGGUUUCUGGCCCUUCAGUAAUCACCCACAAGGACUCUAUGCCCUGACUAACCACUACUACGAUGAUGAAAAAGUAAAUGCAAGAUUCCAUGUCAUGCCGGUUGAGUUUGACCUCUUGUUGCAGCUGCACAGUCAGGGGGUGCUCAGGCUUCACCUGGAAGAUUGUCGGCCAGGUAAAUUGUAGUUCCAGGAAUUAAUGAAAGCUGACAGGAAAGGAGAAGUAUGGCCAAUUUUAAAAUUCCAUUAAUGUUUGUGAUGGGGACUUUUUUUUCUUGUGAACAGCGUGAGGUGAAAAACAAUGACGAUAAAUUGAAUAAAUAUUUGUUAGAAAAGGUCUUUGUAUGUAAUCCAUGGCUGGAGUGGAAUUACGUGUCCUGAAACCUGCCAAAAUUUCCCAUUAAAAUGCAGU
Centropristis striata (black sea bass) is the source of this 1281-nucleotide messenger RNA. Its product is annotated as alpha-2,8-sialyltransferase 8F-like. The record is from RefSeq and is a predicted model, not a curated record. Gene Ontology annotation, biological process: oligosaccharide metabolic process; N-glycan processing. Gene Ontology annotation, molecular function: alpha-N-acetylneuraminate alpha-2,8-sialyltransferase activity. The transcript is spliced from 7 exons. The coding region runs from base 1 to 1056 and encodes 351 amino acids. Lineage: Eukaryota; Metazoa; Chordata; Actinopteri; Perciformes; Serranidae.